Phycodurus eques (leafy seadragon) is the source of this 3694-nucleotide messenger RNA. It is a transcript of the gene parp1, whose product is annotated as poly (ADP-ribose) polymerase 1. The transcript has 23 exons. Gene Ontology annotation, molecular function: zinc ion binding; NAD+ poly-ADP-ribosyltransferase activity; NAD binding. Lineage: Eukaryota; Metazoa; Chordata; Actinopteri; Syngnathiformes; Syngnathidae. The record is from RefSeq and is a predicted model, not a curated record. The coding region runs from base 89 to 3148 and encodes 1019 amino acids. Gene Ontology annotation, cellular component: nucleus.
CACGCGGGCUUUGCGGCUGUGAUUGUCGUUUCUCUGAAAACAAAACUUUCUCUUUCUCUUGUUCUUUCCCCCCAAAAACAAACCGAGCAUGGCGGACUCUCAAGAGGACAAGCUCUACAGGGCCGAGUACGCCAAGAGCGGCCGCGCGUCGUGUAAGAAGUGCAAGGAAAACAUCGCCAAAAACUCGCUAAGAAUGGCCAUCAUGGUGCAGUCGCCCAUGUUCGACGGGAAGGUCCCGCACUGGCAUCACUUCUCCUGCUUCUGGCUGAGAGCGGCGGCCCAGUCGCCCGCCGACAUCGCCGGCUUGUCCGACCUCCGCUGGGCGGACCAGGAGAAAGUCAAGAAGGCUAUCGAAAGCGGCGCACCUGCCGGAGGAGGAAAAGGCGGGCAGAAAGGUGGCACGAAAGGGGAGAAUACGCUCAGCGGCUUUGCGGUGGAAUACGCCAAAUCCAACCGCAGCACUUGCAAAGGCUGCGAGAUGAAAAUAGAAAAGGAUCAGAUCCGCGUGUCGAAGAAGACGGUGGACCCGGAGAAGCCUCAGCUGGGCCUGAUCGACCGCUGGUACCACACGGCGUGCUUCGUGGGCCGCAGGGACGAGCUGGACUUCAAGCCCGAGUACAGCGGCGCCCGGCUGAAGGGCUUCAACACGCUGAGGGCCGAAGACAAGGAGGAGCUCAAGAAGAGGCUUCCCCCAGUCAAAUCGGAAGGAAAGCGUAAAAACGAAGAGGUGGACGGCGUCUCAAAGAAACAGAAGAAGGAGGACGAGGAGGCGAAAAAAAGAUUGGACGAGCAGUUGAAGGAGCAAAGCCAGCUGAUAUGGGGCCUUAAAGACAAGCUGAGGAAGCAUUGCUCCAUCAACGACAUGAAGGAGCUGCUCAUUGCGAACGGCCAGGAGGUUCCUUCGGGGGAGUCCAACGUGGUGGACAGCGUGGCCGACGGCAUGGCCUUCGGCGCUCUGGAGCGCUGCGAGGAGUGCGAGGGCCGGCUGGUGUUCAAGGGCGACGCCUACUACUGCACGGGGGACAUCUCGGCCUGGACUAAGUGUGUGUACAAAACCACCAAACCCUUACGGAAAGACUGGGUCACCCCCAAGGAAUUCCAGGAGGUUCCUUUCCUGAAGAAGUUCAAGUUUAAGCGUCAGGACCGACUUUACCCAAAGGAGGCGCCGGCUCAAAGGCAGCCCGAGGUCAAAGCCGAGCCUCUGGCCAGCGCCUCCGACGCCCCCGCCAAGCCGCUACCGGAGGGCGGACCCGCGGGCAAACCUCUGACUGGCAUCAAGGUGUUGACGGUGGGCAAACUGGCCAAGAACAAAGACGACAUCAAGGCGGCCGUGGAGGAGCUGGGGGGAAAGAUUAGCGGCACAGCCAACAAGGCCACACUCUGCAUCAGCACCAAGAAGGAGGUGGAGAAGAUGGGCAAGAAAAUGGAGGAGGCGAAGGACGCGGGCGUGCGCGUGGUCUCCGAGGAUUUCCUCGCCGACGUCAAGUCGUCGGGAAAGGCGCUCCAGGAGCUGGUCUCCCUGCACGCCAUCUCGCCGUGGGGGGCCGAGGUCAAAGUGGAGGCCCCCCCGCCGUCGGCCGCCCCCGCGCCCUCCAAGUCGGGCGCGAUGGCCGCUUCCAAGAGCGUCGGCAGAGUGAAGGAGGAAGAAGGUAAGAACAAAGCCAAGAAGAUGAAACUGACGGUCAAAGGAGGUGCCGCUGUGGAUCCAGACUCAGGUCUGGAGAACAGUGCUCACGUGUUGGAGCAAAACGGUAAAAUGUACAGCGCCACACUGGGCCUGGUGGACAUUGUGCGGGGAACCAAUUCCUACUACAAACUGCAGCUGCUGGAGGACGACGUACAGAAAAGGUACUGGGUGUUCCGGUCGUGGGGCCGUGUGGGCACCACCAUCGGGGGCAACAAGCUGGACAAAAUCGGCGAUAAGAACUCUGCGCUCAACAACUUCCUGUCCGUGUACAAAGAAAAGACGGGCAACGAGUGGGGCGCCUCCAACUUCACCAAGUACCCCAAUAAAUUCUACCCGCUGGAGAUUGACUAUGGACAGGACGAAGAAGCUGUAAAGAGGUUGACGGCCACCGCCGGAACCAAGUCCAAGCUGGCCAAACCCGUCCAGGAUCUGAUCAAACUCAUCUUUGACGUGGAGAGCAUGAAGAAGGCCAUGGUGGAGUUUGAGAUUGACCUCCAGAAGAUGCCGCUGGGAAAACUGAGCAAGAGGCAAAUUCAGAGCGCUUACGCUCUCCUCACAGAAGUGCAGCAGGCCGUGUCCGACCGUGUGCCCGAUGCCAACGUUUUGGACCUGUCCAAUCGCUUCUACACGCUGAUCCCGCACGACUUCGGUAUGAAGAAGCCUCCGCUGCUCAGCAACCUGGAGUACAUUCAGGCUAAAGUUCAGAUGCUGGACAACCUGCUGGACAUUGAGGUGGCUUACAGUCUGCUGAGAGGAGGAGCGCAGGACAACGAGAGCGAUCCCAUCGACAUCAACUACGAGAAACUCAAGACGAACAUCCAGGUUGUGGACAAGGCCACGCAGGAGGCGGACAUCAUUAUGCAAUACGUGAAGAACACGCACGCUGCCACGCACAACACCUACACACUGGAAGUACAAGAGAUUUUCAAAAUCAACCGCGAGGGAGAGCGCCAGCGCUUCCAGCCCUUCGAGGAGCUGCAUAAUCGUCAGCUGCUGUGGCACGGCUCGCGGACCACCAACUACGCCGGCAUCCUCUCUCAGGGUCUUCGCAUCGCCCCUCCAGAGGCCCCGGUGACCGGUUACAUGUUCGGCAAGGGCGUGUACUUUGCCGACAUGGUGUCCAAGAGCGCCAACUACUGUCACACGUCGCAGUCGGACCCCCUUGGCCUUCUGCUGCUAGCCGAAGUCGCCCUCGGCAACAUGCAUGAACUGAAAAAGGCCUCCCACAUCACUAAACUACCGAAGGGCAAGCACAGCGUUAAAGGUUUGGGUAGAACCGCUCCCCAAUCGAGCGCCACCACCACUUUAGAUGGUGUCGAAGUGCCUCUGGGCAAAGGCGCCAACACCGACAUCGACGACACGAGUCUGCUGUACAACGAAUACAUUGUGUACGACGUAGCCCAAAUAAACCUCAAGUAUCUCCUGAAGAUUAAGUUUAACUACCAAACAUCCUUGUGGUGAGCGCCGACAACAGGAGAGCCAUCGAGUCCCGGGGCCUCGCUUCGAUUCCAUUAUAAUGUUCUUUUGUCACUUUAUGCUACUUUUCGACAGGUUUGCUAGCUAACAGCAUCGGUUGGUAUCACGGUAGGUACAGUGGUGCCUUGAGAUAUGAGAAAAAUUGCACUCAACAAUAUUGUACUGUAUAAAAACACAGUAAUAACAUUUGCCCUCCACAUAACCCACAAACACAGAAAAUGUGACUGUACAAGACAUAUUGUCCUUCCUUGUCUUGCUUCCUCUGUGGUGCUGAUUGGCGGUGGGCAAGCCAGCUUCAUGGUGCAUUAGCACCACUAACUGAUAUUGUCCUUCCACUGCAAAGAAACCAAUUUGAAUCGACGCAAGCUGGAUGUUGUCAAGUGUGCUGCUUCCAUGUAGCAGCAUGGUUCGGAAGCACAUUUGUGUCUAAAAAUAUCUUAAGUCAAGCCACUUGUAUAUCAAGGUACCACUGUACUUGGAAAUCCCUGUUUCUAGUUAAAUGGGGGUAGUUAGCCCCCCCCCCCCCUCCCC